GUCACUCACUUGCGGUUGCCAUGGCGAGCGGGCGGUCCUGAACAGCGGGACAUCCAAUGGGAGACGACGCUGCUUGUGUCACCAUGGUGACGGGGCUGUGCCCAGGGAGGUUGUGAUGGGUUGACAGGUGCGUGACAAUCGGAGCUCUCUGCAAGCAUGUACGCCAAAGGCAAGAGUAGCAACGUGCCGUCCGACAGCCAAGCCAGAGAAAAGGUACAGAGCUGUCUUCAAACGAAAGUGAUGAUGACAGUUUGACAAGGCCCUGAUAGAAAACACUUUUUAACUUGCUUAACACAUAGAGGCUGUUAAAAGUCCUCUUUAAUCUGCUGGCAUCCCUCCUAGUCUCUCUCUUAUCCCCGCUGCCAGAGAUGUAACUUGCCACAGAACUGCUAUCAAAGCAGCAGCCUCUUAUUGAGCUGUGUGAGCCGGGGGGAGACAGCCUCUGAUCGACGCAGGCAGAAAGAGGGGUGACGUGUCAAUCAACAGAGAGGACCCCGUAGAAGGCAUUCUCACAGGACAUCGCCUUGGGGUUCUUGAGAAGGAUCGACGUGACAAAAGGCCUCCGUCGGCAUCAGAUAGCAUGUGGGAAAGAAGGGGAAGAGAGGAGGAGAGGGCACAGCAUCCUCAAAGUCUUUUAUCACUCCCUUCAAAAGACGGAGGGUUAGCUCUGUAUGUGUACGAGUACCUGCUGCAUGUAGGAGCACAGAAGUCAGCACAGACCUUUCUCUCAGAGAUCCGAUGGGAGAAGAACAUCACAUUAGGAGAACCUCCGGGGUUCCUCCACUCAUGGUGGUGUGUUUUCUGGGACCUGUACUGUGCAGCUCCAGAGAGAAGAGACACAUGUGAACACUCCAGUGAGGCCAAGGCCUUCCAUGACUACCAUUAUAAGGACUACAAUAGUGCUGCAGCAGCUCCCAGCCCUGUCCUUGGGAACCUUCCCCCAGGAGAGGGCAUGCCAGUGGGGCCGGUCCCUCCAGGAUUCUUUCAGCCGUUUAUGUCACCUCGAUACCCCGGAGGACCCAGACCACCUCUCAGAUUACCCAAUCAGGGACUUGGAGUCCCAGGUGGACAGCAUAUGUUACCCAGUGGAAUGGACCCCACAAGACAGCAAGGACAUCCAAAUAUGGGAGGACCAAUGCAGCGGAUGACUCCACCCAGAGGCAUGGUACCGCUAGGGCCCCAGGGCUAUGGAGGUGGGAUGAGACCACCACUAAACGCCCUGGUUGGUCCUGGGAUGCCUGGCAUGAACAUGGGACCUGGUGGGGGCAGACCCUGGCCAAAUCCUCAAAACUCCAAUUCAACCCCUUACUCUUCUGCAUCUCCAGGAAGUUAUGUGGGACCUCCAGGAGGAGGGGGCCCACCUGGGACCCCAAUAAUGCCAAGUCCAGCAGAUUCAACCAACUCUGGCGACAACAUGUACACUAUGAUAAACACAGUCCCUCCAGGUGGAAGCCGGCCAAAUUUCCCUAUGGGUGCAGGUGGUGACGGUCCAUUAGGGGGAAUGGCUGGAAUGGAGCCCCAUCACAUGAAUGGAUCGUUAGGUACAGGAACAAGUAGCUUGUACAGGUCAGGUGAUAUGGACAGUCUCCCCAAGAACUCUCCUGGUAACCUAAGUAUGAGUAACCAGCCCGGGACCCCCAGGGAGGAUGGAGAGAUGGGAGGAAACUUCCUUAACCCUUUUCAGAAUGAAAGUUAUUCUCCAAACAUGACGAUGAGCGUGUGAAGGCUGUGGGAGCAGGUUUGGUUCAGUCGCCCAGUGUGGAUCAGCAAAAAGCAGAGAGACCGGAUGUGAUGUCAUCUAGGCCAGUGACUCUUCCUCCACCACCACCUGCCUAGCCAGGACAGUUGCCCCAGGCUCGGUCCUCCUACUACCCCCACCCCUCCAUUGUUUCUGUCCACGUCUCUUCUCUCCUGUUUCUUCUCCCGUUCUAAGUGGUGACUCUGCUACAUUCAUCAGUUCUUCCUCUGCAACUAUGAGACUGUACAAAGGAACCAAAUUGAAACAACCCGGAGGAGAACUCUUUGUAUAUUUGCAUAUAGUGUGUAUGAGACUGUGCACACACUCCAGUCACAGACAGACGUGUCUGCCUUUUGCAUCAUAUUGCAGAGUUUAUGCCCAAAAACCAAUGGUCAGUAUCCUAUUCAUGUUAAAGUUUAAAUUUUCAAGAAUUUAAAGAGAUAUAGACAUAUUUUGAUUGAUGGUUAAGUCUAAAUCUAACUGGUUGUCACGUGGAACAUCAAUUGUCUUCACAAAUACAUUUGUCCAUUACUGAAGAGAAUUGACAUCAUAAUCAUAUUACCCCAAUGUUUUUUUGAGGCUUGUGCAGAUAUUUGUCUUUCUGUUAUUUGCUCUAUACUUUUGAUAUUUUUUUGAAUUUCCGUUCCCAAAUCCAGCCACAAAUGUGGAAUAAGAUCUCUUCAAAGUCAGCUCUUUAAUCGUGAUUUGCAGAAAGGCUUCAGCACAACCUGAACUAUUUGUCUGCGUUUGAAUUUGAAGUCACAUAGCAUUGUUUUUUGGCGGAAAAAGAGCUUUGUUCAAGGCUUCAAACGAGACCACAUGCAUUUUGAACUGUGCUACUAGUCAUACCAGACCAAGUAAGGUUGUACAAACAAAAUCCCUGAGUGUACUGCAUUAAGCGAUGGUGAGUUUUAGUUAUUUCAAAAGUUAUAGCCUCAUUUUAAAUCAUAUCCGCUGACUGCUGAGAGCAGUAAGGAUAACACUUGGGAAGAAGGUUUGCACCAAGGUUGAUUCCCAAUAGUACAGAUUAAAAAGUAAUAACCUUUGGUGCAAUUCAAACUGUUAGACUCCCCAGUAUGAGUUUCACUUUAAAGGAUUUUACAUUCUUUUAACUGUACAAGCACAGGGCAAAGAUUAAAAUGGGAAGAAGCAAAAGAUCAGUAUUUUUUUUUUUUUUUUUAUGUAACUUAUCUAACAAGGGGGCACUGAACCUGUGCAUGUAGUUAUAUGAUUUGUUGUGAGUUUUUUUCCUAAGGCUUCUCACAUCUCUAGUUCUUUGUCCAAAUUAUUUAUCGGUUUAUGUCCUAGAGCCACAGUUGCAAAAUGGAUACAAUGGCCCACAUUCUCUUGACAUAAAAUGUUAAAAAGAGAGAGAAAUCAAAGACAGAUGACCAGUAUGAAGGGUAAACUGCAGGACACAAGCUUAUAAAGUCCCUUUGGUCACUCGUACUUUAUUGCCAUCUGGAUAAACUGUGAUCACAGUGUGAUGUAAAGGGUUGGUUGGUACAGAAACGAAACAAGUUUGUUUUUAAUCAAUGUUUUAAACGUUUUUCACUGCCCAAGAUGUAUUAUCAUUGUGUGCAAAAGGUUGAUAUGCCUGUGAACAUUUACCCCUCCCUUACUGCAAAGUGUACAGCUUACAAAUGUAGCUCCUCUGUCUUGUAUGUGUAUUUGAUAUUAUUAUUAUUUAAAGAAAACUGUGGAGAGAAUUAUUGCAAAAGGGAGGGAUGGACUGAUUAUGCACCAUCACAACUGAACAGAAAUAUUUUAUUUUGUUUUUGUGUUAGAUUGAAGCCAUAAGUGGGAGUACAAGAUGCAUUUGUAAAUUGAACCAUGUUUUCUGUUUCCUGGGACUCCAUUUGUGAUGUGUUCAUUUUCUCUUUUUUAUUCUUGUAUUAUGUUUUUGUAAAUACACAGAGAAGUAUUUCAUGGGUUUUGAAUAUGCUACUAUAAAUCUUCUCUUCCCUUA
Messenger RNA from Sander lucioperca (pikeperch), 3707 nucleotides. RefSeq lists its product as uncharacterized. Gene Ontology annotation, biological process: positive regulation of transcription by RNA polymerase II. The record is from RefSeq and is a predicted model, not a curated record. Lineage: Eukaryota; Metazoa; Chordata; Actinopteri; Perciformes; Percidae. Gene Ontology annotation, cellular component: nucleus. The transcript is spliced from 19 exons. The coding region runs from base 581 to 1723 and encodes 380 amino acids. Gene Ontology annotation, molecular function: single-stranded DNA binding; protein binding.